AAUAUAUAGAAGUUGUUUUCGACCGCAAAAAAGUAAGCAUGGUUGAAGUGAAGAAGUAAAUGAUUUACAUGCGUGGGUCUUUUAGUAAUUUGUUUUGUAUUUUUUGAUAUCAUCAUAAGGUUACAGUGAAGGAAGGAGGUUGAAGACCUUGCUUAUGCCAGAAAUUUUAUGUUCAAAUGGAUGAUAUACUAUUUGAGGAGGAACCAUUUAACGAUGUUACAGUAAAAGCUGCUACAAUUGACAAGCUCAUACAACAUUGCCUAGAAAAAUUUGAGGGAAAGUAUGGAAACCGUGAAUCUGAUGCAUUUGUUAACGUCUUCUUUCUUACAUAUCAUUGGUAUAUGAAAACUGAGGAAUUAUUAUCCCGGUUAAUGAAACUCUAUGAAGAGGCAGAGGACAAAAAUGUGGCAUAUUGCACCCAAAUUUACAAAGCUCUUAAGUAUUGGCUAGAUAGCUAUGGCUGUGAUUUUGAAAAAAAUGAAGACGCAAAGUCCAUGGUUAACAUAAUGAAUACGAAAAUUCAAAAAGACAUUGGAGGAAAUGGGCACUCUGUAGCACUUAACUUGGACGACUGGAAUGCUGCAAAGAGAUCUUCAAAGAUUCGUCUAGAAAGUGAUAAAAGAAGAGAAUCUCUAAAUUUUAAUGACAUGUCCGGAGAGGAUAUUGGGGAGCAAUUAUUAUACUUGAAUUGGAAGAGCUUGAAAAAAAUACCAGUUGCAGAAUGGAUGCACUAUGGGAAAACUGCAAAAACAGAUGAUACACCAUUCUUAAAAGAACAGAUUGGAAUUUUUAAUGAUAUCUCAAAAUACGUCAUGGCAAUGAUUUUAAAUAAAUUGUCUCCUGAAAACCGAGCCAAAUCAAUGGAGAAAUUUGUCAAAAUGUCAAAACGAUUACUUGAGUUAAAUGAUUUUAACACAUUGCUUGCAAUUUUGGGAGGUAUGGUGCACAGUACUAUCAGUCGACUGCAAAAAUCAAAAGAAUUUUUGUCUAACGAGGCAAAAUUGUUUAUCAACGAAACAAAUGAGUUAUUGUCAUCAGAUAAGAACUAUAAUAAAUACAGGACCAAGGCUGACGCAACCUAUGGAUUUGUGAUUCCUAUUUUAGGUGUUGUGAUGAAAGAUUUAGUGGCUUUGGAAACUGCUGUGAAAGACUAUGUAGAUAAUAAUGGUGUCAAAUUAGUCAAUUUUCAUAAAAUGGUACAGGUAGCGGGAAUUUUGGAACAAACAUUGCGGUCAAGACACAUUGUCCCCUUAGUACAUCCAAAGAAGGAAGUGUUCAAUGUUAUUCGUUUAUCGUUGAGGUCGCGCUACUCUGAAGAUGAUUUGUAUGAAAUGUCUCUGCAACGUGAACCACGGUCCUCUCCUGGAUCUACAAAAACACCCCUACCUAAAGAGAGGCCUGUGUUUGCGGAUUGGGCGUCUGGUAUUUCACAAGUUGCACCCGAUCGUGAAACAGUGGAACGCCAUGUCACAGACAUGGUGGAGGCUGUCUUUAAAACUUACGACCUCGAUAAGAAUGGUUCUAUUAACAAGAAUGAGUUUGAUGCGUUAGCCUCGAAUUUCGCAUUUGUGGAUAGCUUUGCUGUACUCGAUGUUAACGGUGACGGUAGUAUCAGUCGUCAAGAAAUGGUGAAUUACUUCAUGAACGCAAGCUCACAAGAGAUGACAAAAGAAUUUCUACACGACUUUCAAGAGCAAAGUUUUUAUUCGCCACACUACUGCGUCUAUUGUAUGGGAUUUUUAUGGGGAAUCGGAAAGUCUGGUUAUCGAUGCAAAGUUUGCCAGAUUUCGUGUCAUAAAGAUUGUAAAAACCAUGUUGUUAUGGAGUGUCGACCGAAUCGCACGCUGUCACUUAGAGAAAAACCAAGUAAAAGUCAACGAAAGAGAUUAAAAUAUGUCGACAUGGACUGGCAAGGCUCGACAGACUCUCAAAUUUCAGCAAGUGAUACAGACACUGCCGCUUCUCCGUCGAUUUCUCGCAAUUCGCUAAUAAUGACGGACGUCUUCUCGCAUUCUUUUGAUGUCGCCGACACUACUCCGUCGUAUGUGGGAAGGUUAAAGGACAAAAUAGCAAGACUUGAAAUGGAAAAAGAAGCAUUGAAGAAAGAAAACGGCUCUUUAAAGAACAAACUCACGUCAGCCGAAUCACAAGUGACGGUGCUACAGUCACAGUUAGGUCUCGUACGUCAACAGUCCGUCCGAUUCAUGUUGGAACAAAUGGAACGCUUGAACACGUGCAAGGAAACGGAUGUGUGAUAUGAUACCAGCUGUUCGUCGUCACAUUUUGACGUAAUGUCAUUCUAACUUCCGGAAGAAUCUCAUGCAGUUGUGUGUGUGAGUGAAAUCAAAACGCACUGAAUAAAAUGGUGGUCAUGAAGCAAUACAUACCCUCUUGGAGUCACAACCUCAUGAGAUUAAUGUAAACAAAAACUGAAUACAGGUAUAAAUAAACGGCAUCAACCAGCACAAGCGACUGGAAUCCAGUACAGUAUAUAUGUACAAAGUAUGCAAAAAGCAUUUUAAGCGACAUUUAAUUUUAUUUAUAUUUCGAUUAAGUUGUGUGUAUUUAUAUGGAGGAUUAGAAUUCAUGUUUUAUAAGGAUUAUAUCUUAACAUUUUAACAAUUGUAUAUAUGUCUUAACUUCUUUUACUUACGGAUUUUGUAAUGCUUCCGUUAAACGCCCAGGGCGCUUUUAUAAAUUUAACCAUUUGUGGGGCGUUCAUUUUUAAGGUAACAUCUCAAUAAUAUUAUUGUUAAUUCUGA
Messenger RNA from Hydractinia symbiolongicarpus, 2762 nucleotides. Its product is annotated as RAS guanyl-releasing protein 2-like. Gene Ontology annotation, cellular component: plasma membrane. Lineage: Eukaryota; Metazoa; Cnidaria; Hydrozoa; Anthoathecata; Hydractiniidae. The transcript has 18 exons. Gene Ontology annotation, biological process: positive regulation of GTPase activity; Ras protein signal transduction. Gene Ontology annotation, molecular function: calcium ion binding; guanyl-nucleotide exchange factor activity. Bases 177 to 2255 code for a protein of 692 amino acids. The record is from RefSeq and is a predicted model, not a curated record.